UGCCGGCUCCCAAGAGCAAUCCCGUGUCCCUGGCGCCCUUCGCGUGGUCUGUUAGCGUCGAGUCCCGCGCGGAGAUGGCAGACGACCUUGGAGACGAGUGGUGGGAGAAGCAGCCGGCAGGAGCAGACAGCAGCCCAGUUCUGAUAUAACAGCCAGUUGAAUCAGUGGCACAGUCUAAACAUCAAGUGGUUCCUUCAGGCUGCAGUCUCCUGGGGCACCAGACAAGUUUAUGCUCAUAAGAACUUUCACUGCUCUUUCACAGACAUUAAUAGUUUCCUGGCACUGCCUCUCAGGAAAUGUCGUCAUGGUCUGGAGGAACCAAUAAAAAUACAAAUGCAUCAGAUGAUGAAGAAGGAGAUACAGAAAUGACACAGCAAGAGACAGCUCCAGUUCCUGCCCCCUCAAAGAAAGCCAAACAGCCUAAAGAAUGUUUCUUGAUAAAACCAAAGGAAAUAAAAGAAGACGCCAAAAAGACCAGAAAGAGGAGAAAGAAGAAAAUUACUGAUGUUCUUGCAAAAUCAGAGCCCAAACCAGGGACACCAGAAGACCUACAGAAGCUAAUGAAGGACUAUUAUAGCAGCCAUCGCUCAGUGAUUGAACUAGAAGAACUCAACCUACCAGAUUCCUGUUUCCUCAAAGCCAAUGAUUUGACUCACAGUCUUUCGUCAUACCUAAAAGAAAUCUGCCCUAAGUGGGUAAAACUUCGGAGAAACCAUAGUGAGAAGAAAUCUGUACUGAUGCUGAUCAUCUGCAGCUCUGCCAUCCGAGCCUUGGAGCUCAUCAGAUCAAUGACAGCAUUCCGAGGAGACAGCAAAGUUAUGAAAUUAUUUGCAAAACACAUAAAGGUUCAAGAGCAGGUAAAAUUACUGGAGAAGCGUGUGGUGCACCUGGGUGUGGGAACACCAGGAAGAAUUAAAGAGCUCAUUAAACAAGGUGGCCUUACUUUGAACCCCUUAAAGUUUCUGAUUUUUGACUGGAACUGGAGAGAUCAGAAGAUGAGGAGAAUGAUGGAUAUUCCUGAGAUAAGAAAGGAGGUUUUUGAACUUCUAGAAAUGGGAGUACUCAGCCUAUGCAAGUCAGAAUCCUUGAAGCUGGGCCUUUUCUAACCUUGUCCUAAUGAAGAGUUUCACAGUAGAAUUUGCAUCAUAUUUAAGGGUGCUUCACAUUGCAAGCACUCAGUGGAUAUCAGCUAUUGUUUUAUUAUGUUAAUUAGAUCAUUGGGAAUGUUUGUGGAAAUUCUUUGACCAAUAUGAAUUUCCCCUUUUGUCAACUCCCUUGUAUAAUAAAGAAUCGAAAGCUUGUGUGUGA
Messenger RNA from Marmota monax (woodchuck), 1308 nucleotides. It is a transcript of the gene Cmss1, whose product is annotated as cms1 ribosomal small subunit homolog. The coding region runs from base 297 to 1106 and encodes 269 amino acids. The transcript is spliced from 11 exons. Lineage: Eukaryota; Metazoa; Chordata; Mammalia; Rodentia; Sciuridae. The record is from RefSeq and is a predicted model, not a curated record. Gene Ontology annotation, cellular component: 90S preribosome; nucleus.